CUUUGAUAUAAUCUCCAUUCUAAUUAGUCAUUAAUGUCAUAACAGAAAAAGAUUGUGAUUGAUCUCCCUCUCCACACUGACCACUGUAGAUCAAAGGCUAUGCAGAUUGCUGUUAGAAGUGCAGGAGUAAUAUCAGUGAAUAUAGACAAGGAAAAAAGCCAUUUGGUGGUGACUGGAAUAGGGGUCGAUUUUUUCAAGUUGAUGAAAUGCAUAAGAAGGAAUUUCAAGUGUUCUCGCAUUGUGAGUAUUGAAGAUGUGAAACCCCCGGAACCCGACCAGAAAAAACCGGAACCCAACCAGAAAAAACCGGAUCCCGAUCCAAUUACUUGCCCUUGCCCUCCAAUAUGCCCUUGCCCUCCAAUAUGUCCUCCAAUAUGCCCUUGCCCUCCAUAUGUGUCGCAGUGCUAUCCAGUAUGCCAACCCGUUUAUGAUCCAUAUAAUCCAACUUGCUCCAUUAUGUGAUAUCUCUAAUAUGUCUAAUAGUUUCCUCAGUCAAAGAUAUGUUUAUUAAUUCUUCAUUUCAUGACGUGAAAUGGGUAAAAAGUUUAUCCCUAUUAAUUUGAAUUUGCACAACCUAAGGUCCAUUAAGGGGAAAGAGCAGGCUCCUUAUAAGGAUUUCUAUCAAAAUCAGGGCUCGAACCGACCGAAAUUUCUGAUUAAGGAUGGAGUCAGUCCCACCAUAACCUUUGAUGGAGUUUCACUGAUCUUUAUCAAGCUGUUUAGAGAGUUUGUUUGGUUCAUGCACUAGUUAUACUGGGAUUGUUUGUCCAGCCGAUAAUAAUUAAUGUGAGAAUUCAUAAUAUGUGAUGAACAAUAAUGCAGAGAUUGUUUACUCUUGUUUAA
Lycium ferocissimum is the source of this 843-nucleotide messenger RNA. RefSeq lists its product as uncharacterized. The transcript has 2 exons. The coding region runs from base 100 to 462 and encodes 120 amino acids. The record is from RefSeq and is a predicted model, not a curated record. NCBI's taxonomy places the organism in Eukaryota, Viridiplantae, Streptophyta, Magnoliopsida, Solanales, Solanaceae.